CGACACACUGCGGGUAGAGCUGAAUUUCUUGGUAAAGUAGCAAGCAACACCGAAGGUGAAAUCACUGUGCCCCUUUGACACGAGCAUUACACCGUCGUCAUUGCUUCAAAGCCGUCGAUGUGAUUUCAGCAAUCAGUUGAGUAGCAUCCGUCACAGUGCAGUUCUAACCAACAGACCCGUUCCAAACUGUCAUGUCAACGUGUAUUGCUGCUACGCUCAUUCUGUGUGCCUCUAUCUUUGUUUGGCAUGGAUGUAGAGCCGAAAUUGCGGAACCAGACGCCCACGUACAAACCCCACUGCCAGCCGAAUGUGAGGCAGACGAUCCUCUCGGAAUGAUCUCCGGUAGCAUUGCUAACUGGCAAAUCACAUCCUCAUCUACAUAUCCAGCUAGUUGGGUGAAGGGAUGCUCAGAACAAAAUGCACGUUUGUUCCGCCCCAACGGCCUGGCGUGGUGUGCCAAAUUUAAGUCCUCUUCCGAAUGGUUACAAAUUGACUUGGGCGUAAGAGCUCUGGUGACAGGGAUCAUGACUCAAGGUCGAGGAGAUAGUUCCGAGUGGGUCACUUCCUUUAUGCUCUCCUACAGCGACGAUGCAAUUCAUUGGAAGUUCAUCACCGAUCAGUAUGCGAAUCAGAAAAUCUUUGAAGGCAACACAGAUUCCUUCACGGUCAAGCACAAUUACUUGGACGAACCGAUCAAGGCACGAUACGUAAAAAUACACACCUACACUUGGCACGGUCACCCAAGCCUCCGUGUGGAACUGGUGGGGUGUCAACCCUGCAAACAACUUCUCGGUAUUCCUCCAUAUGCUCGUUUUGCUGCCUCGAGUGCACGCGGUAAGCGAGCGCAGCGAUCAUGUACACCAGAAUAUGGGCAUUACCUGAGCAACAAAGGAUGGUGUCCCAAGUGGCAAGAUGGACAUCAAUGGCUUCAAGUCGACGUUGGCCCUCCAACUCAAAUCACUGGCGUCCUUUUAAAGGGAAGAGGAGACAACAAAAGACCGCAAUAUGUAACGCGCUUCAAAUUGUCUUAUAGUAACGACACCCGUCUGUGGUACUUUUAUAAAGAUGCCACGCCGCUUGAUCCCCGACUUUUUGAAGGCAACAGCGAGCAAGUACUUGAACGCGUGCACUAUUUGGCAUCGCCGUUUAUCGCGCGCUACGUCCGAAUUCAUCCGAUAAACUGGAAAAAUCGAAUUGCUAUGCGCGUUGGUCUGCUGGGUUGCAGACAAAAGGGACCGUGUUCAACGGGUUACUUCCGCAUUAACAAUGAAAGUUCAUGUGUUGCGAACCUUGCGUACAAGAAAUCUGCAUGGAUUACUCCGGAUGGUUCCAAUCACCAGAAACGAAGCUCGCCGCUCACGUCACUUUCACACGGCUAUCAUGACGACGAUGCCAGCUCACAUUCGCGUGGUUUGACCAACAUACCCGAGUAUGCAUCCGACCAUCAAGUCGCGAGGCCACCCAUGUUAGCUAACCACCGCAUCGGGGACAGCCAAACUAUUCCACCAUCAUCCUCCCUAAAAAGGCUGCCAUUGUGGUCCAUGGGACCACACGGGCAUGCAGGACAGUUGUUAGCAGACACAGGUGACCCGAUGGCUUCCUUAGCUGUUGAUGGCUGGACAGGAGAGGAAACAAUUAUUCGGAAUUCUACACUUAGAGUUCGGUCAUCCGAAAGACUUAUGAGUGACGAUCCAACGCCAAAGGUAGCCCAAGAAUAUCAUUCGCCAAGCGGCAACAAAAUAUUCACGCGCCAUUCUUGCACAGUCCUAGAAUACCGGUGGCCGUUUGUGGAGCUACCGUCGUGGUACGUUGACCUACGAGAACAGGUGGAAGUCAACGGGGUCGUAAUACACACAGCCAGCCAUGGACGAGUUCCGGAUGCAGAUAAGGCGCCCACUUCUCGAUUAGCAGAAACAAACAAGUUGCACCCAGAAAACCUCGAACGUCUCUCAGUCUACGUAGAAUCGGAGCCACGCACUGGCAGCGCUGGACUAUCAAGCACCUCCACAUCAAACCUUUGUGGAUUUGUGACCAGACUGAAUGAUGCGAUCUUUAAUCCAAGGCUGCAUAUACCUUGUAGGCAGCCACUGAGCGGGCGAUACGUCUAUGUAGAAGCCAGAGGAAUGCGUGGUCUCUGGUCGCAAGAGUUUUCAGCUCUACUGUGUGAAGUGAUGGUAUAUUGAUCGAGACUAAAAUUGCUACCUCAAAAAGAACCAUGUACUCAAUAACAAACGUAACUUUUGCAUUUCGGCUUGCUGUUUCUCCAACGCACAUACGUAUCACUCUUUCAAGCCGGGUUCUUUUCAUGAGUUUAAUCCCAUUUUACAGUCUAGCUGGUGUGGUGAAGUUUGUAUAUACACGGAAAUGCUGUCUAAGAUGCACUUUAACUGAGGCAAGCGGUUCAGUUAGGAGCCCGCUAAUUUGUCCACAUGUGGCAGAAAUCAACCCGGAUGCAUAAGAACACUGCCGCACAAUUAGAUCUGCCACUCAUGUGCACUAUGGAAAGACGAACAUAUGCGUAACUUACACUGUCAUACUAAUGCACACUGCACUGUCACGGUUAUGAAGCAACUCUUUACAUACCCCACCUUUUGUGUUCUCUUUUCCUGUUUAUAUUCCUUUCUUCAAAACAUGCAAUUCUGCUGUAGCGCUAUGUUCCUUUCAUGAGAGUAAAAUAUAGUUGUCUCAUUGGUAU
Messenger RNA from Dicrocoelium dendriticum, 2695 nucleotides. The record is from the annotation of a GenBank genome assembly. NCBI's taxonomy places the organism in Eukaryota, Metazoa, Platyhelminthes, Trematoda, Plagiorchiida, Dicrocoeliidae.